GAGAGUAGGUACGAGUGCUCGCCGCUCAGCCUCGGCUUAGCCACCGCCUCGGAUCAGUCCACUAGCGGACUUCGCUCGUGCCGGUUGCCUCGCGCCUCUCCGACGUUUAGGCGACGAGGAAGUCUUGGUCGUGUGCGCGUGCGAGCUUCUUCCUUCACUCUUCGUAGGAUACGGCCGGCUUUUCUCGGCCGCUUCUGCUUUUGAACCGGUGCUUGCUGUUUUCGUCUGCUACCUUCCUCCUGGUAUUCCGCCGGCCACUGCCUGUGCGUGAAGUUGUGCUGCCGUGUUUCUUUCGCCGGGUGGGCGCAAGUCGUUGUUUUCUUUCACGCGGAAGAAACAGAGCCUGCGGCUAGUGCUUCGUUCUUCUUUUGCAACCAAAGGAGGCUUCGGCGGAAGCAUCGAGGAAACAAAGCGCACGGAUUCACCAACGCCGGCCCGUGUGGGAUGCCUCGCACGAGGCAGCCUCCGUCACUACGAGUGGUGAGCCAAUGAGCGCAACAACGCAGGCGGGCACCACCGGGCUGUCGUCGUCUCACUGUUAGCGGAGCGGAGUCCAUGGGCAACCCCGAUGAGGCGUCGGCGUCGUCGGGAAGCAGCCCCGCGACGGCGGUGGGCUCGCCGCCCGCGGCCGAUGCGGGAGGGCGCCACCCUCUGCAGCCCCUGCGGCCCGACGUGUUCCACAUCUCCGGCACGAGGCUCUCGUCCGAACCCGGCGAACGGCCUCUGCAGCUGCCGUCGACUCCGCCGCCGGCUCCGAAUGCGGCGGCGAGACAGGCCUCGCUCGAGAACGGCUCCCUGGCCACCGAGAGCUCGUUCACCGACCGCACCAGCAGCGACUCGACCAGCGUGCAAGAGACGGCCAGGCCGCGGGAGGAGACGUCGACGACCGGCGGCGGCCACGAUGCCUUGCGGGCCCCGGCCUCCGCGGACGACGAGAGCCGACGCGCCGCGCACGGCCUCUGGUCGCACGACCUGUUCUCCGUGUUCGCCUCGUUCUUCAGCAUCUUCGGACUCUUCAGCGUCACCAGGUUCUCUCUGCUGGUGCAUAUUUAUAAAGCGUGCUUCAUGCUGCAGUUCUUUGUGCUCUCGGCGGUGUUCGGCGUGCCCUUCCUGUACCUGCAGAUGUCUCUGGGCCAGUACUUGGGCAGCGGCAUCCUCGAGAUGUGGUACAUAUCGCCCGCUUUCAAGGGCGUGGGCCUGGCCCUGAUGAUGGUCUACAUGGUCUGCGGCGUGUACCUGGCCGUGCCUGUGUCGUGGAUUUUCUUCUACUUCCGCGACUCGUUCAUCAAAGCGAGGGACGCCUACCGGUGGUCCAUCUGCCAGGCACGGUUCGCUUCGGGAGGGUGCUACAAGAACAAUUCAUCAUCUCCAGAGUUCUUGGGCUGGACCACGGCAUCCUAUUUCCAUGGUCGGGUGCUGGAUCGGAGGGCGGUGCCACAAGCGAGCGGCAUCGGGGACCUCAAGUUCGAGUUGGCCUUCAACCUGGGCAUCGUUUGGUUGCUUGUGUUCAUCGCCCUCAGCCGGGGCCUCAAGUCUUUCGGGAAGAUCCUGGCCAUCCUGGGCAUCCUGUCUCUGUGCCUGCUGGUGUUCAUCACCAUCCGCAUGACGGAACAGUGGGGCGGUGGCAUUACGGAGCUCUUCAGGGCCGACUGGAAGGGCGUCCUCUCCGACACCAACUCAUGGGUGGUGGCAGCGCGUGAAGUCUUCAUCACGUGGGGGCUGUUCGGAGCCCUUGCGCUGCACGUGAACAGUCGCAACAAGUUUUCGAGCAACAUUACAAGGAACAUGGUCUGCGUGACGGUGCUGGUGUGCACUGUGCUCGUGCUGGUCGCAAUGCUGUUCGCCAGUGUGGCGCAUCUCUUGCGCACUCACGGCAUGAUUCUAGUCAGCUCGUCGUUCGAGGAAGAGUCAACGGUGCGGUUCCUGCAGUCGGCGAACGGAACGUGGCCCCCGAUGACUCAGUCGGUGCCGGUCAACCUGCUGGCCGGCGUGCUACUGCAGGGCCCGCGCAAGCACAACCUGCUCAGCGGCUACCAGGUGGCGCGCUUCGCCGUCGAGGUGUUUCCGGCAGCGCUGUCCGCCGAGGGAGGCCGGAGUAUCUCGCCUUUCUGGCCCAUCUGCUUCUUCGUCAUGCUCGCCUCGCUGGGCCUCGGACACCUGAUAUGCAUCUGGAAUUGCAUUGUAGAUGCUGUGGUGUACAUCCGACCAAAGUUUUUCACAAAAUGGAGGACAAUAGUCACCUUCAUCACCUGCACAGUGGGCUUUCUUCUGGGUCUCUUCUUCGCCACCGAUGCAACUUUACACAUUAUGCUGUUUUUGGAUGUGUGGCUGGGAUCACUCUGGUGGAUCGUCGCCCUGUAUUUCAUCAUGCUCAUAGUCGUGCUAUUUAUACAAGGUAAACCUUUUGGAACGGACAAGCUAGUCAAAAUGAUAGUGCAAAAGGAAAGGUCCAAGUCUCUCUACCUGCCACUGCUGACUUUUCAUUGGAAUGUUCUUCUACCAAUAGCAUUUUUGAUGCUGUCCAUCGCAUUCAUGCGAUCAGGCCACUUGGCCAUGUUCUCGCCGGAGUCACUAUCACUCUUCUACCACUACUGGUCACCUUGGGUUGGCUCGUUCUGCGUGCUCCUGCAGACACUGCCACUUCUGGGUGUCGCCCUAGUGGCUGUAGUCGAAGGCCUCAAGAUUGUGGUCUUCAGCAAGAAUCAGGUUCAGAUGCAUGAGCGCAUCGAAUCCUGGUGCUGCCCUACAUUCAUCACAACAUCUCCGGCCACAGAGACACCACCUGCAGUGCAAGAGCCUUCACAGGGUGUCUCCAACAUUGCAUUCGAAGAAGAUGUUCCGCCAAAAUACUCGCCACCCCCAUCCUACUCAACUGCCACGGCACGUAUGAUCCUUAAGGAGUUGCACAAGUGCCAACAACAACCUACGCCAACAAGCAGUGGCCGCAGUUCACUGAUGAAUCGUGAGCGCGUCGACAAGAUUCGGCUGAGCUUCUCAGACCUUCAGUUCAACCUGACUUCUCGAAGCCCAACACGGGAAGACUCAUCGGAUGCGUGAAGAAAAGGUGGCAGCCUUCUGAGGUCUUCGCUUAUACGUGAUGUGUGCCGUUAGCAACGAAAAAAAAAAAAGGCAUGUAAAAAUCAGUCGCUCUGAUCCAUGCAUGGAGCGGUGAUUGUCAAGACAUGGUGUGAAGUGCCGCUUGGACCAUCUCUAACAGGGUGUGGCUGAAUGCUGAUGACAAGCCAAUUCAGAACACAUGUAUAGCGCGAGACACACUGUGCAAGUGGCCUGUGCUGUGACCAUAUGACUUGGACAGUCAAGCGGGAGUUUGGACAGGUGCUGUGGUCCAGUUAUUGAUCUCUUCUAGGCAAGCAUAUGCUUGAAAGCACUUGAGGCGAAAUGGGAAACAAGAUUCUUUUACUAGACUAGUAGGGUCAAAUGUGGCAAACAAGCCAGUCAGGGCCUUCUGACAAUAACUUUAUUAACUCUAAAGUGAGACUGAGCCAAACAGAGGCAGAAACAAGAGAAAGAAUAGGGUGCAGUAGUUUUAUGUCAGCCUUGCCUCUAUAUGGUACUUUUCCAGCAACUCUCAUGAGUGCUGAGCCUUUUACUCAGGCAGAGUUAGUGAACCUAUGAGAAACUUGUUUGUAGAUGCUCUGACACAUUAGGCAGUUUGUGUGGGCUGCUUACAUUGCUAUUACAAUGAUGUAGGAUGCUUCAUGCUUAUAAGGCUAUGGUUCAAAGCUUGCAGUUGAAGAGCAGAAAAGCCUGCUUUGUUUUUCUUUUCACUUUGCAAGUGAUUCUUCACGACAGGGCAUUGAGCGAGCAUAUUACACAACAUUGAGGCACAUCAUAAAGAAGGAAUGAAAAGCUUAUGCAGCCGCUUUAGAUAGAAAAAAAGAAAGAAUCUAACAUCUGGUGUCACUUUUAUGGUGACUGCUGUAGCAGAUACUGCAGAAGUGCCCCAGUGACAAGUUGGCAAUGUAAUUUGCAUCCAUCAUAGAAAAACAAAAAUUAUCUGCAUCUGCAUUGUACUGUGCACUGAAAUUCACAGAUGUGAUGGCAGGUCAUAACAAAGCUUUCCACAUUGCUUAUGACAUAAGAAAUGACAAUGAAACAGCACUAAAUGCCAUGUCUUUCAUCAACAGCUAUGAAAUCAUAGGGCCAUCCAUAACCGGUGAAGUCUUGAGACCCUUUUAAUGGAUUCAGUAGGUAUUUCGCAGCUUGUUCCAGGUGAUCUGUGGGAUUCAAGGCUACAUUUAAGUGACCAGUCGAGUUACUGAUAGCAGUGGUAUCAGUGGCGUAGCUAGGUUGUCUGGCACCCGGGGCCCAUAUGUCUUCUGUCACCCCCCUCUCCGGGUGUAGCCGGCGGAAAGGGGGGUGUCUUCAGACGUAUAUGACACCCCCCCAACCCCUCACUGGCCCCUUGCACCCGGGGCCCAUGGCCCCCCGGCCCCCCCUGUUGCUACGCCACUGAGUGGUAUAUAAGCACAUUACUUGUUUUAUAACCAUAGGAGGUGAAAGUUGAGUCGGUAUAAUAUAAAGAUUUCUUUCAUCCAAAGUUUAUUCCUUUCUUAUCGACUGAUCAUGAUUGCCGAUCAUAGUUAUCAUUUAAAUGGAGUGCUCAAAGAAAAGAAAAAAAAUUGGAAUAGGAUUGUUACAUUAUCCCACCCUUGCUUUAUAUUGUGGGGACCCAGAAGCUUGUUGUUUGCUGUGCACUGCUUGACUGUUGUUGCUCUGAUCAUGGCAGAGACCCUCCGAGGCACGACUGCCAGUUUUUCUUUCAAGAACCUUGUGUGUCAAUUUAAGUGUUCUACAUAUUCACGAGUCAUUCUCAUUGAAUAUUGGUCAUCAUACUGUUGCAGCCCUUUUAAUGAUGGUUGAGGUCAAUGCCAUUGAAGGUUUAACCAAAACUUAAGUUACAAGUGUAUGAAUUGCACUCCUUGUUUCCCCACUCACUACAGUUAGGAAAACAUGACUGGCGUUGCCUAUUAGUGACUUCCAAAAUUUGUCUUUUACACAAGAAAUAGUAUCCUCGCAGUGGUGAUCUAAAGAUGCCAUGUGGAUACACUGCAAAGAUUCCACACUGAAGGAAGUCUCACUCUCACGGCAUGCAGCAAGGUUUGGUCAUCUUUGGCAGCUUAGAUGGUAUUAAACUGCAGGGAUAAACUCUGAUGAGAAAUUGAAAGAGAAGGAAUGUACAGCUUCAAGCAUGCGUAUUUGUUUUCGACCACUUAAAACAUGUCCAUCACUUCUGGGCGGCUUUGUUUUCCCAGUGACAGCAGGUGCCCUUUGCACCCAAAAAAGAAGCACUGUUGGCAGCAGUCGUAAGCCAUAAAACUACAAUACUACACUAAUUUCUGAGCGGCAGACCACACAGGUUGGCUUUCCACCUUCUUUUGAGCACAUACAUCACUCAAUGUUGGCUUCAUUUACAACAUAGGACCUAUAGUGCUUCUUUCAAAGAUAUUUGUAUGUUUGUGACUGUGAAAAAAAAGCUCUUUGUUAGUACGUGUUUCCUAUAGACUAGUUUUUACAUAGAUAAAUGCUGCAUAUAGUGCAAAAGACUGCUAGUAAGACUAACUCUUGUUAAAAUUACUUCUCUGUAAACUGAACAGCUUCAGGAUGUUCAUUAGGUUCCCCAUACAGUCACUGAUCCUCUUUUAAGGUUAAAUGAUUUUCCAAGUCCCUUGAUGUUUGCCUCAAGGGGAGCUUACCAUUCAGCUGCAGCAAACCAGAUAACAAGUAUACACAUUUGUUAGUUUGUUUGUUUCAGUCAUACACAGUGUGUAGCUUGUUGUCACUUCACUGCAAAGGCUAGGCAGGCACAGUGUUCGAAUGUGUGCUUGUGUGUCUUUAUUUGAAUCUGUUACAUAUACCGUAUACAACAGCCUUGCUCCUUGCACAUAGAGGAGGAUGUGAUAUUUGAAGUUGUGCGAAUAGGACUAACAUUAGAAAUGUGUAAUGAAGGGCCCACUGUGCUCGAGGACCAGUUAUACCUUUGCAAGUUCCUGCCUAAGCAUGGAUGUUAAGGUCUUGUGUAGCAUCCAAAGUCGACUUUUUCCGUGUACUCUAGAUGCAAUGGCAUUACUGAAUACGAAAAGGUAGAAAGCUUACAACACAGUUGCAUACGACCCGUAUGUACUACACAUUUGCUGGUAAUAACAUAUCUGAUAAUCCCGGCUGUAUGCUCCUUCAGGAGCUUUGCAACAGCGAAAUCGUUGAGCUUCUGUAUAACUUCCAGAUUUCAUUACAUUGCUCAGCUGUCAUCAAGGAGCAUUUUGCAAGAGUAUGUGUGCGCUGCACAAGUGCUUUGGCGCACAUAAAUAAGGCAACCUGUUGAACUAGUUCAUGUGCACCUUGCCAGCACCUGCAACAUGGAACCUAAUUGUGGCACGUUUCCAAAUAUAGAAAAAUCAAUAACUAUAACAAUAGAAAUGAUAAAAAGGGAACCCUUGCUCCAGGAGCUCUUAACGUAUGCGCUGUGUUGUUCAUCAAUGAGUACAAAGCAGAAGUGCUACAGUUGGCUUUUAUACUGCCAUAUACUGCUUCGCCUUCAAUCCAUGCACCAAUUUUUACCUGCACAGUUUAGGGUUGUUCCAAAUGAACCUUUACUUGCACAAGUUCUAUGCACACAUGACCACUUUUGCAACCACCUGAUGCUUCUCCCAACCUUAGUGUUUUCUCUCUUUAAUACUAUAGGCUCAGUAUCAAAAUUGUUGCUGAUAUUUAUCCAUUUCCAAUGCUUUCUCAGGGCAGAGUAUAUUGAACAAAUUUUUUUUUUGCACAAUAAUUUGUGUGAAUAAAGAGCAGCUUGUUUGUAGAACGUAGCUUGAAUUACAUGUAAAAAUAAAAAAAAGAAUGCAUAGGUUUUUCUUUAUGCUGUCUGAAGCUUGGCAGUGUUGUUUGCCUUUGUUGAGUUUGAGUGAUAAGAGUUGAACAUUUAGUGUGUUGCGAACUGUGUGUAUUCCGGGUGCUAUGUAUAAUGCAAGAGACAUCUGAAAGCUUUCAUUUCUAAUUGUGUGUGUGUUUUUGUAAAUAUGUGUACAUACUACGCAUUGAAGGGGAAAGGUCAAGAAAGAAAUGGACUGUGGGAAGUGUGUUAAAAAGAGUUGCACUUGAUUUGGUACAUGCAUUGACAAUGUCGCUGAAAGAUGUACGGAUGAGAACAAAGCGCAUUGUUGCUGUGAACAAUGCUAACUUAUGCAUGGGGGAGCAAAUAUCUUGGCUAUUUUCCAGUUGCAUGAGGUAGGCACUAAAAAUUUAGCAGUCAAAGCUACAUGCUGCUUUGUUGGUUGUGAAAAAAAAGAUGCAGCAGAGUUCUCUAAAGUGUAAAUAAAGGCGUGCAAAUUUUACAUGUGUAUCACGGGUGAGAACAAUCAUUGCAAUGUAAUGUGCAUAAAGUAAAUAAACCACAUUGCGGAGUGA
Molecule: messenger RNA, 7428 nt
Organism: Dermacentor albipictus
Lineage: Eukaryota; Metazoa; Arthropoda; Arachnida; Ixodida; Ixodidae
Gene: bdg
Product: sodium-dependent transporter bedraggled
Biological process (GO): sodium ion transmembrane transport
Cellular component (GO): plasma membrane
Source: RefSeq, a predicted model, not a curated record